GCUAAACCAUCGCCCCCUUUUUCACCUUCCCACUUUUGCCUCCCCCUCCGCCAUGGAUUCCGAGAGAACUCCCCAGAACUAACCGCCUUCUCCUCUCUCUCUCUCUCUCUCUCUCUCUCUCUCUCUCAGAUCCUUUCCAGUCCGGCGCACGCUAUUCUACCUCCCUGCGCCCCCGCAAGCGCGCGAUAGCGUCCCUCCCGGCCUUUUCUGCCUUCUUAUCCCCGUCGUCUUCCCAAAGGCCUCCUCGUGCCCAUACUCGGGCCGGCAGGCAAGCUCGAAACCCUAAUUCCCUCUCCGGAGGUGUCCCGGAACCCCAUAGGAGGGUCAUCCGAUCGGAGCCUAUCUCGCCCUGGGAAGGAGGAUGAGGAGCCGCCGCGGACGGCCCCUGAAGGAGCUGUAUGAUGCCACGAGGAAGCUCUCAGAACCGGAGGCAUAUCACUCCAGUAUUGCAAGGGACAUGCCACAUCCAAGGACCUAUUGAUGAGGCUAACUAUGAUCUACAGAGGACAGAUUUGGGUGAUUUUCCAGUUGAAGGAAGACACUUACUUGUGAAUGAAAAACUUUGCACCAGAGCAGAACCUGGUACGUGCAACGUAUGUUCUGCUCCUUGCAUAUCUUGUUUGCACUUAAAGCGAACUGUGCUGAUCAUGGAAUCAAAAAUCAAGGAUGGGCUUUCACAUGACACUUCUGGGAGAAAAGAUGAUAGUUCUGUUAUUGGUGACAAAGUGCCUAAUUAUAGCAGCAGAGAAUGUGAUGAUCAGCAGCAUGAAUCUAGUGAAACUAGUAAUUUUCUAAGCUCUACUUCAAGUCAUAAUUCAUGUUUUGAAAAUUUUGAAAGUAAAGCAAGAUUCAGAGACUUAAUUAGAGAUGAUGCAUCAGAAGAUGUUAAAACACCCUAUAAGGAGUCUUCAGAUGAAGCAGUUAAGCUUCUUUUGGAGCAAACCAAUGUUUCUUCUCAUAGUGCCCUUCCCUCUCACAGCCAGACAAGAUCUGGUCUGCACCAUAAAACACACUCAGAUCUAGUUGACGAGCAGCAUGUAUUAGAAUGCCAUGGGGAUAGCAUUUCAUGUAUUUCUGGUAUUACGAAUGCCAGCACUGCAGUCCAUGCUCCUCAUAUGGACUCAGACGAUAAAAAUGCAACAUCCAGCAUUCCAUCAACUGGUAAUUUACUCGCCAGAAAAUCUGAAAAGCCGGUCCAGAAUGAAGCUCACCCUGACUGUCGAAUUGAUGAAAUAAAAGAGAGUCAGAAUGAAUUUCAAAUGCCUAGCACAUUGCUCGAAGAAUCUUUACAGAAGAAUAAUGGUUCUAGUUCUGCAAUAGCUGGCUCUUCCCCCAUGUAUGAACAUUCAGAGUUCCAUCCAUCAAAAAGCGAUAAUUCUUCCCAUUGUAAUUAUGUUUCCAAGGAAAGAAAUGCAUGUGAUCAAUUUCCAGCAGUUGAAAUUCCGAAAUGCUUAGGCAAUGAGGAAUCUUCACUAGCACAAGAAUUAGUUGCUGGCAGUAUUGAUGGGCAAGAAAAUACUGCACGUGCAAACAGUGAAAUUAAUAAAGAAAGCAGCACAACAAGUGAAUCUGCUUCAGUUUCUCUGAAGGAUACUGAUGCAUGUGUGGGAACUGAAAUUGGAACUGGCAGUAGGAUCCCUCACCCUGACUGUCGAAUUGAUGAAAUAAAAGAGAGUCAGAAUGAAUUUCAAAUGCCUAGCACAUUGCUCGAAGAAUCUUUACAGAAGAAUAAUGGUUCUAGUUCUGCAAUAGCUGGCUCUUCCCCCAUGUAUGAACAUUCAGAGUUCCAUCCAUCAAAAAGCGAUAAUUCUUCCCAUUGUAAUUAUGUUUCCAAGGAAAGAAAUGCAUGUGAUCAAUUUCCAGCAGUUGAAAUUCCGAAAUGCUUAGGCAAUGAGGAAUCUUCACUAGCACAAGAAUUAGUUGCUGGCAGUAUUGAUGGGCAAGAAAAUACUGCACGUGCAAACAGUGAAAUUAAUAAAGAAAGCAGCACAACAAGUGAAUCUGCUUCAGUUUCUCUGAAGGAUACUGAUGCAUGCAUGGGAACUGAAAUUGGAACUGGCAGUAGGAUCCCUCACCCUGACUGUCGAAUUGAUGAAAUAAAAGAGAGUCAGAAUGAAUUUCAAAUGCCUAGCACAUUGCUCGAAGAAUCUUUACAGAAGAAUAAUGGUUCUAGUUCUGCAAUAGCUGGCUCUUCCCCCAUGUAUGAACAUUCAGAGUUCCAUCCAUCAAAAAGCGAUAAUUCUUCCCAUUGUAAUUAUGUUUCCAAGGAAAGAAAUGCAUGUGAUCAAUUUCCAGCAGUUGAAAUUCCGAAAUGCUUAGGCAAUGAGGAAUCUUCACUAGCACAAGAAUUAGUUGCUGGCAGUAUUGAUGGGAAAGAAAAUACUGCACGUGCAAACAGUGAAAUUAAUAAAGAAAGCAGCACAACAAGUGAAUCUGCUUCAGUUUCUCUGAAGGAUACUGAUGCAUGCAUGGGAACUGAAAUUGGAACUGGCAGUAGGAUCCCAUCUGAUGAUGCUAAGAAGGCCAGCUUCAUGAAAGAGCCACCUGGAAAGUCCAAUUUGUUGUUAGAGACAGCUAAUACUCAGGUAUCCGAGAUCCAACCUCGGACAACCUCGGACAAUGAAAUUGAGGAUGAUGUGAGUGCAUUUCCUAUCUCCAAAUUAUCUCAUAUAGAAUAUCUUAUUUAAUGCACUCUGAGUCUCUACUUUCUCGCAUGAUUUUAACAGAUCAAUGAGGUUGCAUUUAAGCCAUAAUAGAAAUGCUAAAUAAUUCAUCAAUGGCAGAACUAUAAGAAGGUUUUAAUAUCAUGAAAUUUUGUAACAUCCUGGGUCUCUCAGAGGGCUCUUUUGUGUACUCACUGUCCUGCAAUCCUUCGUUUGUUUCUCUUUUCUUUUCUUCUUACUUCUACUGUUGUCUGAAGAUAUUGUAGGAUGCUUAUUCAUUUCUAAAUCAUGCUUAAUCAUAUUGUGUUUGCAGUAUUUCUAUGUUCAUCUGUAUGCUUUUAUUCACAAUCUUCUUUUGUUUUUUUAUUCCUGAAGCAAAGUAGGCAGGGGAUUCUUAAGAUAAGAUAGUUGUUAUGAUGGUAAUCUAGAAGUGUUCAAGUCCUUUAAAUCAAGGUCUCGUCUUUGGAGGAAAAUAUCUUAGCUAGCAUAAACUAGAAGUUCAUCCCAUAUUUCCUUGUAUGAUACUGAAAAGGAUGUCAAAUCUAGCAUAACCUGAAACAUUAGAAAGAUAAAGGAUCGAUAGCAUAUCUUUGUGGCUCUUUCAAAAUUACAUUAGUUGCAAUUGCCAAUUAGUUCUCAUGUGUAGGUAUUUAUUAAAUUGCAUCAGAGAAAUAUGAAUUUUCUUAUUUACAAAUUAUGUCAUCUCUAAGUCUGAAUCAUCACAUCUUAUGUUUUCCUCCUAAAAGCCCAUGCCUGCAGCUUGAGUGAAAUGUGGGUCUCCAGCACCCCAUUUUUUCAAAGAAUAACCAUGAUUAUAAUUACUAAGCCUUCUUGUAACUCUGUGGUCAACUUUACAAGUCCUCAUUUGCCAAAUUUUUGGGCUCUGUGGCUGUUUGCUGUCCUUGAUUGACUUAUCUAGUCCAUGCAUCCCCACUCAAACUUGUUCAUAGCCUAAUAACUACUGUUAACUAAAUUUAUUUAUCUCGAGCAUGACAACUAAUUUGUAAUGCAAUGACUGUAUUUGUUGCCUUCAUUGUUUUCAUAUAUAUUUGUGAUAAGGCCAAUAAUAACCAUAUGGACUUCUGCUCACAUAGAAAAAUGGCUGAUUGCAUUUUUGAAGUUUUUUGAGAAUUUUUAUUAAGCUUAAAGAAA
Messenger RNA from Phoenix dactylifera (date palm), 3815 nucleotides. NCBI's taxonomy places the organism in Eukaryota, Viridiplantae, Streptophyta, Magnoliopsida, Arecales, Arecaceae. The record is from RefSeq and is a predicted model, not a curated record.